Brenthis ino (lesser marbled fritillary) is the source of this 2253-nucleotide messenger RNA. The record is from the annotation of a GenBank genome assembly. Lineage: Eukaryota; Metazoa; Arthropoda; Insecta; Lepidoptera; Nymphalidae.
AUGCAUAUUCUCGAGAGCGAUCCUAAUAAAGCUGGCUUGAGAAGUGAGAUAGUGGUGCUUGGAACAGGUCCGACGUGCGCGCGGGGCAGAGUCGUGCGGCGGCCGGCAGCGGAGACCCAUCGGCCACGGCUCACCACUCAGUGCACGCGCUGCCUUGCCGCCGCCAGCCUGCGUGGUCUCACCACGACACGAUACGCCGAUAUCGGACACUCCGAAGUGGUCUGUGAGGUGCGCACUAGCCGCGAGGCGCGAGGGUGUGAUGCGAGGGACGCGCAGCGGCGUGUAGCCGCGACAAUGCCAGCCUGUGUCCCGCUGCGCCCACUGCACGCGCCCUACCUGCUGUGUCUCCUUGCCAUGCUGGCCGGCCACGUCCUGGCCGACGGCUCCACACAAGGCGUUAUCAAAGGCCAACGAGCACCCUGUUCUAACGAAGGUGAAACUGUUCGUCUCCAAGACCAGAGACUAGAGCAAGACUGGAGCAGUUGCUUUCGUUGCAUCUGUAAGAACGGUUUUGUGGAAUGUCGGAAAGGUGCAGAAGAAUGCAGCUUGAUGGAUGACUGUGCGGUAAUCAUGCCUCGGGAGGGCUGCUGUGCGCGUUGCAAGGGAUGCUGGUAUAAUGGCACAGAACACCUCUCUCACACUGAGUGGAACGAAGAUGGCCAACUGCUGCGCUGUGAAGCUGGCGUAGUUACUAUAUCUCGACCAGAAUGCUAUGCGCCAUGCGACAGUCCGAAACAUCAACGACAUACGCACUACAAUUGCCCUGUUUGCGAAGAGUGCAUCGUUAAUGGCCAACGAGUCUGGGAGGGCCGUGAUGUGCGUAUUCCUGAAGAGCCAUGUUUGUCUUGUCGGUGUAUGCGCGGUGCAUUGUCUUGCACCAAACGAGCAUGCCCAGUACUGCCAUGUGUGAGGUCCCAGCAAUACACACCGCCCGGUGAAUGCUGUCCACGCUGCAUGCAUCCUACAGCGGAUAAAAUUCUUCCAAUUUCAGGAUUUUCGUUACCGAAACCAUGUAUAAUUGGAAAAGAAUAUCACGCACAUCUCAGCCCGUUCCAAGUAGACCCAUGUACGGAUUGCAAGUGUAUGAAUGGUACCGCUGUUUGCACUCGGCACACUUGUCCAGUGUUGACUUGUGGGGCUCGAGCGUUGCCCCCUCUCCCUGGUAAAUGCUGUCCUGAAUGCCCACAAAUUGAAGAAGCCAAAGCAGCUUGUGUGAUAGCAGGCAAGACAUACCAGGACGGAGAAACUUGGCAGUUAGAUGCUUGUAAAUCGUGCGAGUGUCAUGGAGGAGAACCGAGAUGCGCUAUGGAACGAUGUCCAGUGUUAAGCUGUCCACCUGACCAAACACUUCGACAGUUACCAGGUCAAUGUUGUCCAAAGUGUGUCGAUAUUGAUGGUAUAUGCACAGUUUUUGGUGAUCCCCAUUACAAAACGUUCGACGGAAAGUUUUAUAGUUUUCAAGGAUCAUGUAAAUAUCAAUUAGUGUCUGAUUGUAAAAAUCAUACCUUUUCAAUAAGAAUAUCAAAUGACGCCAGAAAUACUUCACAUUCAUCGUGGACACGUACUGCAACGCUUCGGAUUGGGUCCACAAAAAUUAAUAUGGGUAAAAAGAUGCGUAUAAAAGUGAACGGGCAAAGAAUAAGUCUACCGCAUAUAAUAAAAGGAGUGGCCGAAAUUAAUCGAAGCAACGGAUCUGUCAUAUUAAAAUCUGAAAUAGGUGUGCAAUUGUUAUGGGAUGGUGAUGGAUUUUUGGAAGUAACAGUAUCUAGUUUAUAUAAAGGCAAACUCUGUGGCUUAUGCGGAAAUUUUAAUUCAGUGGCCAGAGACGAUAUGAAGUCACGGAAUGGAAAGCUCUUAAAUGAUACCUGGAGAUUUGGAUCUUCAUGGCGUGUGGGAGGAUAUCGUGCUUGCACUCGACGACAGGAACGCCCUGGUGGGAUUUCUCGAUGUCGACAAUCAAAAUUGUCGAAAGUACGACGAUUAUGUCGGGCAUUUGACCGGCACGAAGCAUUUGCAGAAUGUGGUGCGAAAGUGAAUCCACACAAUUAUAAGGAAGCAUGUCUUCUUGAUGCUUGUAGUUGUACAGGUUAUCGAUGUCAUUGUGCUGCAUACAGAGCAUAUGCUAGAGAAUGUACUCGAGUGCUAUACCUAAAAGAAAUAACAGUCGAUCAAGACCCCCACCUCCAAUUCUUCAUUAACUUUUGCGGCAACACAAAUACUAGUCAAUCCUGCCAGUGUAGUAAUGUGAGCAUG